AUGCCCAACUACAAAGGAAUCUUCACCAAGGCAUACUGGACAUUCGCCAUCCUGGGUAUAAUAUGGGCGGCCUUUGUAGGAUUGUUGAUUAAUCCCACAGUGCAAAGACACGCUCUCUACGCCCAUAAAUUCCAAACUUCCUUCCUACACAACGUUUCUAAUCCCGAGGAGUUUGGGUUCGCAAAGGGCCAGGUUCAGCCUUUUUGGCUUACUACUGCAGAUGAGGAGAAGCUGUUUUGUUGGCAUGUACUUCCUCUAGAUGUGUAUCUGGAGAAUGAACAUGAGCUUUUUACUUCUGCCGUUUCGGGAGAGAUUGCAGAGGAGUUGAAAGGGACGGUUGGGGAGAAGCUGUUGAGUAGCGAUCCGGAUAGUAAGGUUGUGGUUAACUUCCAUGGUAAUGCCGGCCACUUAGCCCAAGGCUACCGCCCCUCAACCUACCGCUCCAUCUCCGGUAUCCCAAGAACCCACCUCCUAACCUGUGAUUACCGCGGCUAUGGUCUGUCCACCCUAACCAACUACCCUCACAUCCCCACAGAAAGCGGUCUAAUAACCGACGCCACGUCUUUAAUCUCUUACGUCAACGACGACCUCUCUCACCCCAGCACCCGUACCGUCCUCCUAGGCCAAAGCCUGGGCACCGCAGUAACAGCAGCAGCCGCCCUCUACUUCACCCAACCAGCAUCCGAACUCAUUCCCGCCAUGUCGUACCCCUCCGCCAUGGCGAACUCCAAACGGAAGUUCGAUGGGUUUGCUGGCAUAGUACUAGUAGCACCUUUCACUUCUUUACCCCAACUCCUCAAGACGUACAAAAUCGGUGGUUUCCUCCCCGUCCUGAAACCUCUACAAUCCUACCCCAGAAUAGCAAAUUACCUUGCAUCUAGAAUCAUCGACCACUGGCCCACACUCCCCCGUCUCCGCGCUUUGAUCUCCGCGCCCUCCAGCAAGAAGAAUGGUUUCCACAUCACGCUCCUACACGCGCGGAAUGAUCAGGAUAUCACGUACUGGGAAGCUGAGGCCCUGUACGAACCGCUUGCUUCCCAGAUGUUGGGCGAAGAAGGGUUUGUGGCGGAAGAGGAGAGAAGGACGAUUCAUGGGGGAGAUAGGGUGAAGAGGGGGGCUUUUGCUUAUAAGAAGGUGGAGGAUGACAAGGGUGAUAGAAUGGUUGAGUUGGAGGUUGUGAGGUUCGGGGGCAUAAUGAGGUUGUGGGGUGGACGCAGGUUAGUCUUGCUGUCAGGAGGGCGUUUGCAAGGAGGACGCUGA
Messenger RNA from Alternaria atra, 1260 nucleotides. RefSeq lists its product as uncharacterized. The transcript has 4 exons. NCBI's taxonomy places the organism in Eukaryota, Fungi, Ascomycota, Dothideomycetes, Pleosporales, Pleosporaceae. The coding region runs from base 1 to 1260 and encodes 419 amino acids. The record is from RefSeq and is a predicted model, not a curated record.